GCCCUCCCAUUGAAAACGACGGAGUCUGUUGGUCCAUUUCUUUUACUGUCUAUGGUUAAAACGCCGUGGUCUUCUACUUUCUUUGACAACAGUUCAUUCACGCUUCAGCAAUAAUGGGCGCGCACGACAUCCUCCGUUUAUAAAUAUUCACGCUAAACUCCGCCCUGGAAACUCAGAAUCUCAGAAACCAUAUCGGUAACACCGCCAUUGUUUUCAAAGGAAGUCUGACCUAACUCGCAGUAGAGUGAUUUGUUGACGCAAUAUCAACCUACUCUCUCAACCACUCGGCCAAAUUAUCAGGAUGUCAGUGACAAUGACCAAGGUGGAAGGGGUGACUGUUUUAACGGUGACCAACAGCAACCCAAAAAGUAACUGGCCUUUGCUGUGUCAGAUACUGGGGACGCUCUGCUACAGCCCAGCAUGCUCUGUAUCUCACAAACUCAGGGGGCUUCUUGGAGGAACACAAUCUGUACUGGGGACAAUUCAGAUCAUGAUUGGAUUGCUAAACAUUGGCUUUGGAGCAAUAUUGCAUGCAUCAUAUUCGACAUAUAACGUUGUCACUGAGUCCGGGGCUUCAUAUUGGCUCAGUGGUUUGUUUAUUCUAUGUGGUGUGCUAUGCAUUCUUGCAGAGAAGUGUCCAAGUGCUUGUCUGGUUUUCAUAACUGGGUUGAUGAACAUUGUAAGUGCUGCCUUUGCUGUAACUGCCAUUGUUCUAUAUGCAAUUAAUGUUGGCAUGAUAUGGAGGCCCUUCUAUAGACAAUGUGAUGGCUACUAUGACUACUAUGACAGGACACCACCACCCCCAUCAGGAAAUGUUGAUAUCUGCAAAACAUAUCUAGCUAAAUCAAAGGUCAUGUGGGAAGGAAUGGGCAUCAUAAUGAUCAUCUUUGCAGCUCUACAACUCUGCAUUGCCAUCAGUGCCAGUGUCGUGGCAUUUAAGGCUGUUUGCAAGAGGGACACACCUGUGCAGGACCCUGAGCUCAACAAGCCUCUUGUUGAUGAAGUCUUGUCUUACCCCACAGUUUAACACGGCCAUUUCAAGCCACAUGCAUCACUGCAAUGUGACUCGUCAUGCAAAAUGAGUUGGCUAGUCAUGAAUAUUUCGAUUUUUAGAUAAUUUUAAGAUCAUCUUUAAGUAUGUUAAAAACCUUGUCACAAUUAGAUACAGGCCUGGUGUGGCUACAGGUUUGGACAAAUAAAGGCAGGUUUCAGUCUUUUUGGUUGUAUAAAAACCUCUUGAAGCCCACCAGAUUGCCUGCUUCAGCUUGUUCUAUGCUGCUUAAAUCAUGUUUAGAGUAGAUGGCACUGCUUAAAAAACACAUUUUCCACUGAUGAAAGGCAGGCAGGCAGUGUUAGCCAGAAUUCGUAAUGUUUAAACUUCUGUCAAUAUGGACAUGGUAUAUACAUUGUUAGAUUAGUUAGAUUCUCCCCAACUCAAUCAAAGUAGUCUACAGUGUCUGUCUGUGUUUCUGUCUCUGUCUGUGCGAACUUCAGAGUUCUAUUACUCAAUGAUUUAUACCGUAAUCAUUUUGAUAGUAGACUAUUUCUCAUCUUUGCCAAGCAAAAGCUUUGAGUGAAAGAAAAAAGGCCUGGAAAAAGACUUUGGCGAUUGAAGCAAAUAAAAGCCUGGGCUAUUAAUCAAGUUCUUACUGUUAUCAACUAUACAAUUUAGCCUGGCUAGCGCCACCACUUCUCAAUGAGACGUGGUCUGGGAACCAAACGUUCAUUUGAAAAAAAUGCCCAGAUCCGUUUAUUGGGUUCCACGGAUAUCUAUCAAAUGCGUCGGUGCAUAGCUCAUUAUCGUCUUGCUUUCCCCCCUGUUCUGUGAUUGGUUCCCUAUCUCAGGCGAAAAUUUGCUCCAUGGUCUCCAGGCUGCCUUAGCAGCGUGAAUCAAAUCGCAUGCAAGGCAGCAUGGGAACACCCAGGCUAUAUACAAUGAUCAACUUUAUACAUUUGUCAAAUGAGCCUUUUAAGAUUGUCAUUACAUGUAUUGAUUGUAUUUCAUUGAAUCAUAGUAGCAGAACCCUCUUUAUGGGCAUGAUGAGGGCAUGGGGCAUCGCUUUGCGAGGUCAAUGGUCGAGUUAUUUCACAAUUACCCUCUUUUGACUUACAGUAAUGGAGACAGACAAACUGAAGUUAUGUACCACAUGUUGCUGACAAAAAUCAACAAUAAAUUGUUAGAAUCUAA
Alosa sapidissima (American shad) is the source of this 2188-nucleotide messenger RNA. RefSeq names its product membrane-spanning 4-domains subfamily A member 8-like. NCBI's taxonomy places the organism in Eukaryota, Metazoa, Chordata, Actinopteri, Clupeiformes, Clupeidae. The record is from RefSeq and is a predicted model, not a curated record. Bases 302 to 1027 code for a protein of 241 amino acids. Gene Ontology annotation, cellular component: membrane. The transcript is spliced from 7 exons.